UAAUGGCAUUCAAUCAGAACAUGUACCACUUUUCUCUGACACUUUUUGAAAUCCCAGGACGCCUUGAUUAUCUAAAACCAAUUAGUACCCGUUUCCAGAAAAUCAACAUAUUCUCUCCUGUUUGCAACACUUUAUUUUACGACUGACUCAAGAAAUAAUAAUAGUAAUAAUGUCAGAUCAAGAACAAAUUAUAAAUGAUUUUCUUAGAAAAUAUAAACGUAGUGGUUUAGUUGCUCCCUUUAAGAAGUUUGUUGCAGAACAUUUUGUUCACCUCAAUAUAUCUAAUUUCUCUAAUGACGAGAGGCAAACCUUAAAAAGAGACUUCAAAAGAAUAGCAAGUGAGCUUGUUAUAAAUACUGAUAUGAUGGAUGUAGUUUGGUGCGAGGAUGAAGAAGCUUACAGAGAUCGAGAUAAAGAAGAAGUAAAAGACAAUGAAAAGGAGAAGAAUAGCAAGAAAAUUGAUGAGAAGGAAGAAGAAACACCUAGUGACAUGACAGUUAAUUCAAAAAAAUCUAAUAAUACAAGCAGUCUUAGUUAUCAGAAGAAGAUUUCCAAAGAAGAGAAACUUGCCGUGCUAAAAUACUACGCGUCUUUGAAAGCAGAAGACAAGUGGCUCCUAAAAAGUGGAGCUACAGUCGAAGAUAAGAUGGCGCAGCUAGUAUCAGAAUGCCAGUUCGAACAUCCUUGUCAUCAUCUCAUCUUAGAUACCAGUGAUGCCCACUAUGACAAUAUAUUUACAAAUGAUGAAUUGGAUGAAAUAGAAAGCAAUGAUAGUGAAAAAUACUUCGGCCCACUGCCUAAACGCCUUCAAAACAUCUUUGACAAAAUAAUCAAUUUGAAGGAAGCAAAGAAGAUAUUUGAAGAACUGAACAAAAUCGACGCCAGCCCCUUUGAUGAUUAUGAUGUUUUCUGGCUGAAAAAUAGCCUUAUACAAGCUUUACUUCUCUACAAGAAUGGAAAGCUAAACAUUAACACCAAUCACACCGAAGAAGACAUCAAGCGUAUGCUUUGGGAGGUUAUCCCUAAAAUGUUUGCUUACACCGACAUUGAUGUGACUUCAAGCUCAAGUUCGUCAUGUUCAAGCCAAAGGAAUCAAAAAAGAGCAAUCUCUGGUGUCAAGGCAAUGCAAAAACAAGAAGCUGCAUUGGCAGGUGACAUGAACUUCCUUUUUGGAACCAUCGAGCUUGGAACAACAGAAGCAGCAAGAUACGACAAGGGCUCAAAUAGCACAAAAGAGUUGAUUGAGACAGCAUAUAAGAUGCCUCUGAUGCUCAAGUAUCAAUUUAAUCAACUGAUGGCUGAAAAGCCAGCCUUAAAAAGAAGCAUAACGACUGUUGCCUUGAGCUUGCCUCGUAAGACAACACAGUACUUUAAUUGAUGGGUACUGAUAUUCUUUUACCACUAUAUAUAUGUAGGUUUGCAUUGUCAAGCAAUAUUUGUUGACUGUUGCCGUGGUUCCGUUUUUCGUGUCGUGAAAACUGUACGUUACAAGUUUCCCGAACAUAUUGAAAACUUUGGAGCAGAAAUGCUGCCAAUUAUAAGUUUGGUAUAUAAUUUGAAGCAGACAUUGUUGAAUGAUGUUCAGCUCAUCAAAAAUAGUAAUGUGCC
Molecule: messenger RNA, 1608 nt
Organism: Gilbertella persicaria
Lineage: Eukaryota; Fungi; Mucoromycota; Mucoromycetes; Mucorales; Choanephoraceae
Exons: 7
Coding region: 170-1378 (402 amino acids)
Source: RefSeq, a predicted model, not a curated record